Limulus polyphemus (Atlantic horseshoe crab) is the source of this 3540-nucleotide messenger RNA. RefSeq names its product slit homolog 2 protein-like. The record is from RefSeq and is a predicted model, not a curated record. The transcript has 4 exons. Gene Ontology annotation, molecular function: protein binding. Lineage: Eukaryota; Metazoa; Arthropoda; Merostomata; Xiphosura; Limulidae. The coding region runs from base 72 to 1106 and encodes 344 amino acids.
CCAACUGGUGUAGUACGUACGAUAUUCCUUCAGAAUCUUCAGGAAUUUUGAGUAUUCAUAUCGUUGGAAAGAUGAUAAUCCUGUUUCUUCUUAUGGCCUCUUUUGUCCAUCAUGGAAGACCUGGUUCUCCUUGUCCUAAAGAAGACAUUUCUCCGUGGUUCUGUGUCAACACACCAACUACUCGUCAGGACAUUUACACUACUUUUAUCUGCAACAGACACAAGUGUGAACGUCGUCUUGAGAAAGCAGCGGGGCAUUUCAUCAUCGAUAGGAUUAUGAUUUCUGAUGUGAAAAAAGAUAAAAGAAAGAAAAGCCGUGGUGUGAUCAGGCUUCCACCAAACUGGCUGUGGACAUCCCGAGUUCGUGAGUUGGAGAUUCGUAGUACUCCAUUGUCAGGUUGUUUUUUAUGCGACAGUCCUCUAAGCGGGCAGGAAUAUUACCUCAACAAACUUGUUGCUUCUAACUGUUUUCUCAGUGGAAAGGUUUGUACUGACUGUAAGAAAAGUAAAGUUUUUGAUUACGGUCACAUCACUGCAGUGGAUAUAACAGGUCUUAGACACCUAAGAAGUUUAAGAGUACUCGAUUUUUCCUUCAAUAAACUGGAAGAACUCUCCAACACAUCUUUUCCUUCUAGUUUGACCAGCCUGAAAACAUUGGUGUUAUCUCACAACAUCAUAUCCGACAUUUCAAGCAAAGCGUUUACUCAACUUCCUUCCCUGGCUGAACUGGAUCUUUCGUACAACCAGAUAAAUAAUCUCAGCAGAGAUAUGUUUUCUAGUCCUAACGUUAAUUUGAAAGUACUAAACUUAAGUUGGAACAAACUGUCAUUACUACCGGAAAACAUAUUCUCUUUCAUGUUUAGUUUACGUGAAGUAGUUUUCACCAACAAUUUACUUCAGUUUCUACCUUCAACAACCUGGAACCAAGCUCCGACUGCUAUCCACCGGAUUGAUGUGACUGGCAACUUCCUAAUUUGCGACUGUCACAUGAAGUGGAUAGUAACAAAUUUGACUUCGAGAACAAGGUUGCAUGGGUCAUGCAGCGCCCCCUGGAAGAUGGUAGACAAGUACUUGAAACAUGCGGCUGGAAUCAUGGUCUGUGAAUGACAAAGAAUAGAUAUUUUUAUUUGAAUUACAAUAUACACAGUUUUGUUGCUAUUAAGGGCAGAAAUAAGAAUAUAUAGAGGUUUGUAGUAGUUAGUAGCAUCGGAAUAUUUACAUAAACGUUAGAUAACGGUGCUUUGUAGAUAUAAAGUUGUAUUUAUAGUGAGGUUUUCAAUACACAGAAAUACUAUAUAUAUAUAUAUAUAUAUAUCAUGUCCUUAUUCUUUAAUCUUUGCCUUUUAACCCAAAAUGAUAUAACUGAAGAAAGUAUCAAAAUCCCAUUUUUGUCGGUUUACGAAAAAACACAACAAAACUACAACCAAAUGUUUCAAUAAAUGAACAAAAGUCGAAACUUUAUUAGAAAUAAUGUAACCCAGUUUUACGAGUAAGGAGGGAAACAUUUAAAACUAAUAAACAGCAAAAUACUGAAAAAUAAGAAAUAAUACAAAUUAGCUUUUCCGAAUAAAGUGCUACAUGAGGCAAACUAAACUAUAUUUGGCAACAAUUUAUAAACUGAAAAAUAAACUAUUAUUCAUAAACAAAGCUAAACAGAUCUUACAAUAUUCAAAACUGAAUAACAAGAAAUUUUUUGAACAAUUCUAUUCAAAAAUUACGAUAUAAGUAGUUAACUGGCAUGAGCCAACCUACAGAAAAUAACUCUUUUUGUAAUUUCUUUAACUUUUGUCUUAGAAAACUGUGAUCUAAAGUUAUUAUACUGCAUGCCAAAAUAACAUCAUAGACAAUAUACUUAUGUCUGUUAUAGUCAAGCAGUGAAUUGUGGCAGACACAAAGGUAGAUAUGAAGUGCUAUUUUUUACACGCCUCUGACUUGAAGUCUGUUGUGUACAAAUGUUGUGCUAUCAUGAAUAUUGGUCCUACUGAGGUGUGCUAAUUAUUUUCAACAUAGAUAAUGAAAUUUUUAUUCGUACAGCUGUAAAAACUAUUGCUUAUUUAUAUAAAGUUAUUAUUUUUGGUGUACAAGAGGAAACUAUUGUUUCUGUAGCUUUCGAAAAUGUUGCUGCUUUAAAAAUGGCCAUUAUGUUUGGUACAAAAAGAAUCUGUUGUUACUAUAGCUGUAGAAUGUGUUGCUGCUUUAAAUAUGACGAUUAUUUUUGCUACAGAUAAGGAAACUGCUGUUGUUGUUGCAGUAGCAAUAAUCACCAUCACUAUAAGUGUGAAUGAACUAUAUUAGUGUCUAAUGCUUGUACAUGUAAACUUUACUUUUGAAACAGUAUAAUGACAUUUUAAAAUGAUAUUUAUUAUAUAAUGAUACUGUUUAGCGUUAAAUAGUUUUAAAGCAUGUCAUUGUUUUAAACAUUACAUUUAAUGUGAUGAGAAUGUAUAAUAUUAAGAUACAGCUUAUUGUCAUAUUACAGUCACAAGUAAUGAUACACAGUAUUAAAUAUUUAACUAAAAACGGGUAUACGCCACAUUGGAAUAUUAAUGAUUUUGAAUAGGAGCUAGCCAAAGGAAAAUAUUGAUGUUGUUGUUUACUUUACCGGAAUAUCAAUCUUUUAGUGUAUUAAGCAACUUAAAAGCUUAUAGUACGCUAAUGUUUCUUACAUGACUUGUGUAUUUUUAUACAUUUUAAGUGGUUGUUGUCUUUAUAGUCUGUUCUUUUUUUUCUCUUCUGUAACCUAACUUAUAAUUCUGAAUAAAGAAAAUUCUAAAUUAAUAUUAAUUAGUCUGCACUUAGUUCAUUUGAUGUACCGCUAGGAAAUUUCUUCAUUUUUCUUUCUUUAGAUAGAAGUCGGUUUAAAGCAACAGAACUCUUGUGGUAACGGCAAAGCAACAGAACUCCCAUAUUUAUAGUUAUAUAUAUAUAUAUAUAUCAGUAGUAGUUGGUUAGACGACACCAGUCUAAUUUUUACCUGUAUAUAGUAGUUACCGACUGAAUGGAUAUUAAUAAAUGUUCAGAUAGGACCAUAUGAAAAGUGUUAGAAAUUUAAAAUUACUUAAAAGUUGAUAUGAGGCUGGAGGGGAUAUUUAAUAUUGUUUAACAGCUGACAAAAACAAAUGAGGGUAGUAUUUGAGAGUUGUUGAAAAGGAACAGGUGAAAUAUAAUAACGUUGAUGUAGAGUGACUAAUUGUUAGUGAAAAGUGAGUCUUUGCAUGGUGCCAAAUUGACCAGUCUAAUGACUAAGUAACUAUAUGCAAUCUUCUUGUGAUUAGUUAACCAAGAAAUUGAGAUUAAUUAAGAAAUUAUUCUUUCACCUGAUUAACGUUACAUUUUGAGUAAUUAACUCAAUUUUUGUGAUCAACUACCUCAGAACUUGUUCCAAUCAGUUAUAUACUUCUGAUUAACUAAUCCAAGAUUUAGAAGAAUUAGCCCAAUUUCUGUAUAACUAAUUUAACCUACAGUUUUGAAUAACAUUUCUAUUGAUUAAAGUAAUUCUAUUUAUUUGGAACUAGUUCGCUUAACAGUUUCAAAUAAUUAA